This is a messenger RNA of Protopterus annectens (West African lungfish), 1231 nucleotides long. RefSeq lists its product as uncharacterized. NCBI's taxonomy places the organism in Eukaryota, Metazoa, Chordata, Ceratodontiformes, Protopteridae. The record is from RefSeq and is a predicted model, not a curated record. Bases 122 to 733 code for a protein of 203 amino acids. The transcript is spliced from 3 exons.
AGCUCAAUAGUUCGUUUUUUUCAUUUGAACUGUGGUGGUUCAACAGUGAAGUCUUGCAAGAGUGAACAGCUAGAGCCCCAGCUUUGCCUUGGAGUGGCCUACAGGUGUAAAGGUGUGAAAGAUGUCAUUGUCUAAACGAUGGUUACAUCUUGGAAGUGCCUCUGCAGGUGGAGCAAGCCCAUUUGAUCUGGAUGAUGGCUUUUUGUUGCACUCCAGUUCAAGUACUUUUUCUACAUACAACAGUAUGGAAUUCUUGACAAGUGCACAUGAGAAGCUUGAAGCAGGCCUCUGCAUGCAGAAUGCAAUUCAGGAAUUUCCUCCCAUUCUACAUGAUGGUGUGACUACGCUCUGCGAGAGUGAAAUACAAGCAAUGGGAUGCAGUAAUUUGGAUACCCUUGCACCAUCUAGAGCUGCAGUGCAAGAGCUGUCGUAUUUAGCAAGUGAUCACAGUGGAAAAUUUAGCACCUCCAUUUUGUUCAUGGACUGUAAGUGCUCAACUCCAGAGGUGACAAUCCAGACCACAGAAGGCACUGUGGCAGAUCAUUCUGAGGUGCUUGGUGAUUUUUCCGGAGUGCAAAAGACUGCUAUUCCAUCGUGGGAAAUUUCUGCUGUCACUGACAAACUUUCAUAUUGGGAAAGCACAAAUGAGCAAGUCUCCCCUGCUGUUACUGAAUACAGUUCUAAAAUUGCAAAAGAUGAUACUCCUAUAUCUUGCCCCUUGACUCUUGAGUAGAUGUGGGCAAAACUAGCAUACCACCAGGCUCUGUCCACAACUGUUAAAUCUUUUCCUAGUACCAUGAUUUAUAAUGGACUUGGGAUUAUAGUUAUCUUUUAAAGCUGACUGGAUUUUUUUCUUCUGCAAAGAGCUCAUGAUUGAAAGGAAUAGUAUCACAAUUUUGAAAACUGCAUGAACUGGGCAAAGCCUCUGUUUACUCAAGUUUUUGCCAUGUCUUGUGCAUUGGUAGUUGUGUGCCUAAAACUAAACUUUUUUCCUACUUGUGUAUUGAGCCUAGUCCUACACAUUUGUAUAUUGUUUUAGAUGGGGUCUGCACAUGUGACACUUAAUAUUUAAAUUGGGAGUGAAUAACUUGGGGCAGUUGUGCCAAAAAAUUAAAUGUUUGUGCAUCAUGCCUCAAAUUCAUCCCAAAAGAGGUUUUAUGUUUUGACAAUAAUAAACUGAAUGGAAGUAACUGUAUUUUGGAUGCAAAUAAAACAAUGUAUUACCAGUGGA